AUGAGUCUUCAGUUAUCAGCGAAGCAACAGCUGCGCGACGCUCGUACCAGGCAAGAUGAUUGGACGGGACUAGCAGAUGCCGCCGAGCGGAGGCGACGACAGAACCGCCUGCAUCAGAGGGCCUGGCGGCGCCGCAAAGGAACACAUCAAGGAUCCAAUGCCCAGCAUGAGACAGAGAACGCACGUCCUGGCGGAACCACUCGGGAUAUGGACCCAAGUGUCCGUUCCAGGAGAGCAGAUGACACACCUCAGCUACCUCUCGUGAACUACUUGACAGCCCAUCCUCGGACGGCGGUUAUGUCACGUUUGCAGUUGAAGCCAUUCUCGUAUUGGACUGACCUCAAGGCGCGGCUAGACUCUACGCGGCGGAUCGCGCCCCUGGUGAUGAAACAUCGUUCUAUUCUAGAUCACGAGCACGAGAUCUGCCGCCGGGUGAUUCCGCCUAUGAUACCCUACCUCACUGGCGGUAGCCAAUAUGAAGACGAUGCCAUUCCGAAAUUCGCCUUCCCCCUGUCCCCAGAUCAUCAACUGAUAGUCAUGAUUCAGUACAAUGUACUGCGAGCCUCGUUGACGAACAUGGCUCUAUUAUCAAUGCUUGAGCGCUUGCCUCUUGAGUGCGGCGGUGCCUUCAACAUCGCCGACUUCCCAUCCCCACCAGACGCCAUACCCCCCUCACUGCAGCAGACAUGGAUCCAGCAGACAACACCGCAUGACCCCUGGCUGGACAUGAUCCCAUGGCCGAGAAUGCGGGACAAUCUUAUCACUCACCAAGGCACGUUUGACGAAGAUGAUCUCUGUGUGGAUAUGAACGGUGGAUUGUAUGAAGGAUACAAUGACACCGUGGUCAACGGCUUGAUUGUCUGGGGCGAGCCGUGGUCUGAGACUGGCUGGGAGGUCAGUGAGGGGUUCGCGAGGAAGUGGUCCUUCUUAGUGAGAGGUUGUAAUGUGCUGAUCGAGACAACUAACAAGUUCAGGGAAGCCAGGGGCGAAGAUAGGCUUGUGUUGGAGGUCUAA
Molecule: messenger RNA, 1014 nt
Organism: Anthostomella pinea
Lineage: Eukaryota; Fungi; Ascomycota; Sordariomycetes; Xylariales; Xylariaceae
Source: the annotation of a GenBank genome assembly